AUGGAUGUUUGGAUUCUUCUUCUUAAACGAUGGAUUUUGAUAGAUCGUAAAAAACGUAUGCCAUAUUGUCGUUCACUAUUGAAGUGCAUUCGUUAUAAUUUGUUAAAUGAUGAACAGAAGAAUGAAAUUAUAAAAGAUCUUACACAUUUUAAAAUAAACAUUAUCGAUGGUCAAAAAAAUAUAAAUUGGUCAAUGAAUACGGAAACGAGAAUUCCACGUGAUUUAUUAUUAGCAAUUGGAGGCUGGGAGAAAAGAGGGCCAACAAAUGUGGCAGAAGUAUUAAAUAUAAAUACUAAUAAAUGGCAACGUGCAAAGAUACUUGAGGAUAAACGUCAAAUAGCUUAUCAUGAAUGUAUCGUUAUCAAUAAUCACACGUGUUGUUAUGAUAGUGAAACAAAAGAAUGGUCUGAAUUAGCUCCAAUGAAUUAUGCAAGAUGUUAUAUAUCAGCAUGUGAAAUUAAUGGUACAAUUAUUGCUGCCGGUGGUUCAGAUGGUAGAUCGAGACUUCGAACUGCUGAAAUGUAUGAUAUCAACAAAAAUCAAUGGACAAAAAUUCGAAAUAUGACACAACGACGAUCAGAUGCAGCAGCAUGUGCUAUGGGUGGUAAAAUGUACGUAGCUGGUGGUUAUACCGGUGAAACGGUAUUACAAACGGUUGAAAUGUAUACACCAGAAACGGAUAUUUGGACUGAAGUUGCACAUAUGAGCUCACCAAGAUCCGGCCUGGCAUGUGCAGCAAGUACAGAUUUUAUACUAAUCGCUGGUGGAUACGAUGGUACAAAUCGAUUAAGCAGUGCAGAAAUCCUACGAAAUGGAAGUGCCCAUACUGUAAAUGUUGAAUCAAUGCCAAUGCCAAGAUCAAAUUUUGCAAUGUGCAAAAUGGGAAAUUAUUUUUAUGCUAUUGGUGGUUAUAAUAGAACGGUGACUAAAACAGUGGUACGUUUUGAUGGUAAAAAAUGGGAACGAAUUUGUGAUUUAUCAGUUUCACGUAGUGCUUUACGUGUUGUACUACUGAAAGCUUGGCCUGAUCCAAAUGAAUUGCUUUGCAAUACGAAUACAAAUUCAGAAAUCACGCAAAAUUGGACGUAUGAAAUAGAAUCUUCAGAAUGUCAAGAAACGAGUGGUUCUCAAAUAACAGAUAUAAGUGAUAAUUCAAAUUAA
This is a messenger RNA of Brugia pahangi, 1161 nucleotides long. Lineage: Eukaryota; Metazoa; Nematoda; Chromadorea; Rhabditida; Onchocercidae. The record is from the annotation of a GenBank genome assembly.